CAAAGAAGACAAAGUGGAAUAGAAUAACCACAAAAGUCAAAAACACCGGUUUAUUUUCCUCCAAUUUAUCAUGUCGUUUUUUAAUCUAACUCAGCUUGGUGCGGAUGAUGCAGUAAAAUCUUCCGUGGCCGUUAAUUCGGUGCCACGCAGUACUGGACCUAGCAAUGAGAGACCGUCUGCUUGUUCUGCUGUUUCAUCCAGGUUUGGUGAGACAAUGCUGCCAAAUUCUGAAGCGAAUGGCUCACAUGAAAAAUACACGACAAUGUUACAAAAGCAUCAACGAUCUCCAAAUGGGCCAAAUGACAUUUAUAACAAACCAGUAACAACAAAUAUGAAAUAUGGAUGGUGGAUGAAGGAUGGAGUUGAAAAAGAAUCAUGGACUAAAACAGAAAGACAUUCAUGUGUGCACAGUGAAAUGACAAGAUUUGUUGAUGAGAUGACUCUAACAAACAGAGAAUUUACACUAUUUUAAACAUUGACACAAUUAUAUUAAGUUUACUUGUCAAGGUCAGGUG
Molecule: messenger RNA, 515 nt
Organism: Dendronephthya gigantea
Lineage: Eukaryota; Metazoa; Cnidaria; Anthozoa; Malacalcyonacea; Nephtheidae
Product: testis-expressed protein 49-like
Exons: 3
Coding region: 71-472 (133 amino acids)
Source: RefSeq, a predicted model, not a curated record